GUGUUACUGUGUACAUACUGUCUCGAGACCGCCCGUGAAGCGGAAUGGACGAGAAGAAACAUUUGGGGCCAUUGGCGCCGCGACCCCGCUGUAGCAUGGCGCUAAGCACUGCCCCUGUCGCGCCGUAAAUCAAGCAAUCAGUUCCAUGCUCUGCGGCUGUUGCCAGAGCGGGACGGCAAUCCUGUAAUCUGUAAUUGGAAGUAAACACAGAUCUCCCUCCCGUGCCACAAUUGACCCAUUUAUCGCUGUUGACUUUCUACUCUCUUACCAACUAGAGCAGCAUCAUCGUCCGCAGAAGAACAUUUUGGCCGCCACUGCGCCCGUCACAGUCCGAUAUUCGCCAGCUUCAGCUUGUAUCGUUCAGGAACAUCUUUUCGAGAGCCCAGGUCCCCGGAUCUCGCCAUGAGCUCCUUUCUUACGACCGUCAACAACCGGACGAAGAAUCAGUUCCGACCCCGAGUGCCCGGUAAAGGUGGGGCUACGAGCUACCAGCUUCGCCAGUAUGCGGAGGCCACACUAGGCGGAGGGAGCUUGCGCAAGGUGGUGAAGCUCCCGGAGGGUGAAGAUGAGAACGAAUGGUUGGCCGUCAACAUGGUGGAUUUCUACAACCAGAUCAACCUCCUCUAUGGCGCCAUCACAGAGUUCUGCUCCCCUCAAUCAUGCCCGGAGAUGAAGGCCACCGACGAGUUCGAAUACCUGUGGCAGGACUCCGAGAACUACAAGCGGCCGACCAAGAUGCCCGCGCCGGCAUACAUCGAGCAGUUGAUGUCCUGGGUCCAGGGCAACAUCGACAACGAGGCGGUUCUCCCCAGCCGUAUCGGCGUGCCAUUCCCCAAGUCGUUCCCGGCCCUGGUGCGCCAGAUCUUCAAACGCAUGUACCGCGUCUACGCCCACAUUUACUGCCACCACUACCCCGUUAUCCGCGAGCUGGGACUCGAGCCACAUCUCAACACCAGCUUCAAACAGUAUGUGCUCUUCAUUGAUGAGCACAACCUCGCUAGCGGGAAGGACUAUUGGGGUCCACUGGGCGAUCUGGUGGACAGCAUGCUGCGUAGCGACUAGACCGCAUACUCUUUCUUCUUUCGAGAUACUCGGCGAAUUGUUGAGUUUCUUUGCAUGGCGGCGUUUGGUUGGACUUGGCCGGUACAGGAUUUGUUUGGUGGCAGAACCAGGGUUAGGAUGAGGGUUUUGUAUGGCAGAGCAUGCGGGAUCGUGAUACUUUGGGGUUCCGGUUGGGAAAUUGCAUGCGAUGCGGAGCCACGGAGUCUCUGGGAAAGCGGGCUUCCUGUAGAGAUUACUGUGAAGAAAUACUGAAGUACUGUUGAGUUGG
Chaetomium fimeti is the source of this 1330-nucleotide messenger RNA. Its product is annotated as Mob1/phocein. Lineage: Eukaryota; Fungi; Ascomycota; Sordariomycetes; Sordariales; Chaetomiaceae. Gene Ontology annotation, molecular function: protein kinase activator activity. Gene Ontology annotation, biological process: positive regulation of protein phosphorylation; cell division; signal transduction. The record is from RefSeq and is a predicted model, not a curated record. The transcript has 6 exons. The coding region runs from base 403 to 1062 and encodes 219 amino acids. Gene Ontology annotation, cellular component: cytoplasm; nucleus.